This is a messenger RNA of Elgaria multicarinata webbii, 528 nucleotides long. RefSeq names its product diencephalon/mesencephalon homeobox protein 1-B-like. The transcript is spliced from 3 exons. NCBI's taxonomy places the organism in Eukaryota, Metazoa, Chordata, Lepidosauria, Squamata, Anguidae. Gene Ontology annotation, biological process: regulation of transcription by RNA polymerase II. Gene Ontology annotation, molecular function: RNA polymerase II transcription regulatory region sequence-specific DNA binding; DNA-binding transcription factor activity, RNA polymerase II-specific. The record is from RefSeq and is a predicted model, not a curated record. The annotation marks the transcript as partial.
CCUCCCCGAAAACAGCGGAGGAGCAGGACGGCGUUCACGGAGGAGCAGCUGAAAGUCCUGGAGACCACUUUCGAGAGGACCCAGUACCCUGACGUGGGCACCAGGGAGCGCCUGGCGGUGUUUGUCAACCUUCCGGAAGCCCGGGUUCAGGUGUGGUUCAAAAACCGCCGAGCAAAAUUCCGUAAGGGCCAGGUUGGGCCGCUGCAGAAAUCCCACCACGCCGAGUCCCUGAAUGCUACUGGGAAAGGAACAAGAGGAGAAGAUGGAAUGGAAGCGAACCAUCCGCAGAGGUCCUGGGUCCCGCCUGCAUCCAAGAGUAGUGCAUUGGGUAGAAAAUGGUUUGCCGUCUCCGUAAUGAAGAAUAGCGCAGAAGUCCCUCUACAAUGUCUUUCGGGGGACAUUUUGAGAGUACCUGGAACUUGCCCCCUGGAUGUUGGAUCAGCACAGAGAGAGAUCAGGAGGAGGCAGGUUUUGGGACUGUGCUAUGGGUCACCGUUGCCUUUGCAGGCUCCUUGGCUGUCUGCUUAG